AUGAUGCUUAGUUACGCCUGUCUUAACUUCAACGGCAACGUCUUCAUCAUCGCCCUCGGCUUCAUCAUCGCCCUCAUCCUCAUCAACCGCGAAACUGGUGGUGUAGUCGGCGGCGUUGUUGGCGCAGCUGCUAUAAUUGCUGUCCUCUUUUUGCUCAUUCGCCGUCGGAAGCAACAAUCACGCCAGUCACAAGAGCAAAUGCGGAAUCAGGAGUACGGCCAAUCGCGAUCGCAUGUGGUAUAUUCAGAACUUGGAGAGAGGUUGAAGCCGAAAGAGCUAGAUGGACAAGCAAGGUCAGAGAUCGGAUCGGGUGGUGUGUCAUUCAAAGAACCACAAGAGUUGCCGGUAGGCCACUGA
Messenger RNA from Penicillium concentricum, 357 nucleotides. RefSeq lists its product as uncharacterized. Lineage: Eukaryota; Fungi; Ascomycota; Eurotiomycetes; Eurotiales; Aspergillaceae. The coding region runs from base 1 to 357 and encodes 118 amino acids. The record is from RefSeq and is a predicted model, not a curated record. The transcript has 2 exons.